Molecule: messenger RNA, 3281 nt
Organism: Zophobas morio
Lineage: Eukaryota; Metazoa; Arthropoda; Insecta; Coleoptera; Tenebrionidae
Exons: 5
Coding region: 472-3216 (914 amino acids)
Molecular function (GO): DNA-binding transcription factor activity, RNA polymerase II-specific; RNA polymerase II cis-regulatory region sequence-specific DNA binding
Source: RefSeq, a predicted model, not a curated record
AAGACGACAAUAAAUAAUUAUCACUGUGGUUAUCAAUUUUUUCCGUCAUUUCGUUUGUUCGUUACAACGUAAAAACAGAGUUUGUCUCACGUCACUUGGGAACAACGCAUCUUUGUCGCACCCUAUGCCAGAAACGCGCACCCGUAUCUCCCGUCUUCGUCACUCAGGGACGCCUGGUUCCAACUCUGUGCUUUUAACUCAUUCCAAAAAUAGCUCGUGAAGUGUCAACAAGAAACGGUUUUUUAAAGGGAAAAUAUGUGUGAAACGUUAAAUGGGUGUUUUAAAAACGAGCUUCACGUAAUAGAGUGCAUUUUUGGAUAAAACGUACCGAUUUCGAUACAUUUUCGCGACCAGUCGCGAUAAAAAAUUCGUUAACCCAUAAUUUAAAACACUCCAUGGAUUUUAGUAACUUGAGCAGGACAAGGUUAUGUCAACUUUACUGACCGUAAUUUCGUUGUAAGUUUUUAAAAAAUGACUGAGCGUUAUUCGUUUACUGUGGAUAGACACCUGGUGGAUAGCACCAUGGCCUGGAGUCAAGAUAAUAUUGACGGCGCCACUCUAACGGACACCUAUACGAGUGCUGAAGAAGAUUCCCCGACGAGAUAUUUCUCGGUUUUGGAUUCAACCAGCAACAUAUCGCUCGAAAACUUAAACAUCGCCCUCUCAAACCCAAAAUUAGAAGUGGAAGACCCGAUUCCUUACACUGAAGAAGUGCCUGAGCAACCUGAUGAAACCAAUGAUCAAGUUGUUAUUUUCAACGUCGAAGGGUCAGACGAACUGUUCGGGAUUCAGGUCGUGCAAGACGAGGAAGGCAAUUUACAAAAAUACCAGUUCCAGUUUAGAAAAAACGAAAAUGGACACCUGGAGGCCAUUCCGGAGACGAUUACGCUGAUCCCUAUGGAGGAGGGUACCCCGGAGGAAGCGCAAGAGGUUGUGGAAGACUCAGAGUACGCGGCCCCCAUAGAAGAUAACGCCGCGAUGCACGUGUAUGUGCAAGAGGACAACUCGAAUGAACACAUUUUGCCUGAUAACCACAUAGAGGACAACCUGGAAGAACAGUUAGAGGAGGAGACCGGCAUUAUGUACGAAACUGAAGGGGUUGAAGAAGAACCGGUGGAUAUUAAACCUGCGGUUCUGCAGCUGCAGAACGUCAAGCAGGAACCCCAACCUGACUAUGAUACCGCCACCUUAAUGGAAGAAGAAACCUUCACUACCAACCUAGAAACCCAACAAAUCCCCGAUUUCCAGACUAUCUCAGACCCCCCUGACACCAACUUCGAGUACGAAAGGCCCCCCGACGACAGCACUUCCCCCCUCGAAGACAACUCCCUAUCCUCCGACCUGAACCCUGAAGACGACUCCCAAGAAUCGCAACCGCACGACCAAGACUUCGAACACGUCGAGGUCAGUCCUGACAUGAACGCGGUCCAAACCAUGCAAAACCUCGACGAAGAAGACGCCGAUUUCAAUAACGAAAAUGCGUUGAACGACUCCGACGAGAACGACUACCACAUCGUGGAGGGGCUGCACAUCACCGGGGACGUGGAGCACCAGAUGGAGAAGCCCCCGAGUAAUAUCCUGAAGCACGCGCUCAAAACCAACACCGAGUCGCCGAAGAUCGUGAAGAAGGAUAACAAGUUGUAUUUCUACGUGGUGCAGCACCCGGAGAAGGAAAACGUGGACUCGUUGUCGAUGGAGAUGUCGAAUUUGUGCAAGCUGAAGGUGAAUCCGAGGAGCAUUUUGAAGAGCUCGCAUGUGAUGUUGCAGGCGAAGAAUGAGAUGGAAGGGGCGACGCAAGACGAGAGGAUGAAUAAGAGGUUCGCGAGGGGCAAGGAGACCAUGCAGGCGAUGCUUUUCCAUAAUUUUAUCAAUAAGACGACGAUCCCGCAGGCGCCGGUGAGGCAAAUUCGGCUGCCGAGGAAGCAGAAGAUCAAGCCGGUGGAGAGGAUGGACGAGGAGAUCGUGGUGCAGGAGAUGAUGGUGUCGAAUACCGGGUUCGUGGAAGCGGGGAGUGGAGGUGUAAACAAAGAAAACCUAGCCGUGACCGAAUACGUAGACCUGACUGACUCCGACGACGACUACGACCCGAAGCGCUCCACCCGACGAAAGAAGCGCCAGCGCAGAAAACGAGUCGAGAUAACAAUAAGCGACGAAAGCGACACUUCCCACGACAGCGUGAUCGAGCUCGACGAGAGCGACGACGAAACCCCCGACGAAUCCAAGUCCACCAACAGAACUCCCCCGAAGCGGCGUCGCGGCCGACCCCCCAAGAGCAAACCCGGCGAAUCCACGGCGACCGGUGAAUCCCCCGCCAAGAAAACCAAGGUCGAGACCGUCGACAACCCGACAAAGCCCGAGAUCCCGUGUCCGCAGUGCGACAAAACCUUCCCUAGUCAGAACAGCCUGAAGACACACCUGCAACACCACAACCUCCAGAGCUCCAUCAAGCGAGCGCAACCUGAGUACAAGUACAAAUGUGACAAAUGUGCCACGACUUUUAUCAAUAGCAUUCUACUAAAAAAGCACAUGUGUUCAAAACUUUUCAAUUGUACGGUGUGUAAGAAGCGGUUCCCCGACCUGUCGAGCUUGAACGGACACAAACGAACACACGCGAAGGAGCAAAUGGUGAAGAGCACGACGGUGCAGGUAUCACCGAAGAAGAUGAAGCAGGCGUUGCCGACGAAGACGUUCGAAGCGCAAAAGACGUCAACAAUGAACUGCAAGACGUGCGGGAAGUUGUGUUCAUCGUUGCAGAAUUUAACCGUGCACAUGAAGACGCACAGGGAGUUCGUGUGCGGGACCUGCUUGAAGAUCUUCCUCUCGCAGCUGAUGCUAGAGAAGCACGUGAGAGAGAGUUGCGUCAAGUCGCCGCAGACCAGUAGGAGGGCGAUGCGGGUUAAGGGAGACGCGGGCAAGAGGUUGCAGUUGACGCCUCCGAAAGCAAGGACGACAAGUGUCAUUAGUCCCGGGAAGAGGGUCGUGGAUAAGCGGGGGAUGCUUAAUUUGAAGCUAAAGUGUGAGCAGUGCUCAAUGUGCUUUAGCAGUCAUCGAGAGCUGUUUAAGCAUAAGGUGCUGAAGCAUGGGCUCGAGACGCCGGAUAAGUCCGUUUUGAAAAAAGAGGAGACCCAGCGGGUGUACAAAGGGGGUGUUCCUGCCGGCGAGAAGUUGCUUAAGAGUUUUGCCGGAUUGAGAAGUUUGUUCACGGUUAAUGAUUAAUUUUGGUAUUUUGUAGGUUCUGUAAAUAGAAUACUUGUGUAUUUUAAUAAAUUUUUUCCACUAGA